AGAUCCUGGGCAGAAUGGAGGAAUAUAUAGAAGCAGGCUCUGAACAAGGACUAGGGGACCAGAGGGUCCUAAUCGACAAUCCUGCUGACAUCUUGGUCAUUGCCGCUUAUUUCUUGCUGGUCAUUGGUGUUGGCUUGUGGUCUAUGUGCAGAACCAACAGGGGCACCAUUGGUGGCUACUUCUUGGCAGGACGAAGCAUGAUUUGGUGGCCGGUUGGAGCCUCUCUCUUCGCCAGCAACAUCGGCAGUGGCCACUUUGUGGGCCUGGCAGGGACUGGUGCUGCAAGCGGCUUGGCUGUGGCUGGAUUUGAGUGGAACGCGCUGUUCGUGGUGCUGCUGCUCGGCUGGGUCUUCGCUCCUGUGUACCUGACCGCAGGUGUCAUUACGAUGCCGCAGUAUCUGCGCAAGCGCUUCGGUGGCCAUCGUAUCCGCCUCUACCUGUCUGUGCUGUCACUAUUUCUGUACAUCUUCACCAAGAUUUCGGUGGACAUGUUCUCCGGUGCAGUAUUCAUUCAGCAAGCUCUGGGCUGGAACAUCUAUGCUUCUGUCAUUGCCCUCUUGGGUAUCACCAUGAUAUACACUGUGACAGGAGGACUGGCAGCACUAAUGUACACGGAUACUGUGCAGACCUUCGUCAUUCUGGGGGGUGCCAUCGUUCUCUCAGGUUACGCUUUCCACGAGGUGGGUGGCUAUUCAGGGCUCUUCGACAAAUACCUGGGAGCAAUGACUUCGUUGACGGUGUCCAAGGAUCCGGCUGUGGGCAACAUCUCCAGCUCCUGCUAUCAGCCACGGCCCGACUCUUACCACCUGCUCCGGGACCCUGUGACAGGGGACUUGCCUUGGCCUGCACUGCUCGUUGGGCUUACCAUCGUCUCAGGCUGGUACUGGUGCAGUGACCAGGUCAUAGUGCAGCGCUGUUUGGCUGGAAAGAACCUGACCCACAUCAAGGCGGGCUGCAUCUUAUGCGGCUACCUGAAGCUUUUGCCCAUGUUUCUCAUGGUCAUGCCAGGCAUGAUCAGUCGCAUUCUUUACCCAGAUGAAGUAGCCUGUGUGGUACCGGAGGUGUGUAAACGCAUAUGUGGGACUGAGGUGGGCUGCUCCAACAUCGCCUACCCACGGCUUGUUGUGAAACUCAUGCCCAAUGGUCUUCGUGGACUUAUGUUGGCUGUCAUGCUGGCCGCACUCAUGUCCUCGCUGGCGUCAAUCUUUAACAGCAGCAGCACACUUUUCACCAUGGACAUCUAUACACGCUUGCGGCCUCGAGCAGGCGAAGGGGAGUUGCUGAUAGUUGGACGGAUCUGGGUAGUGUUCAUUGUGGCAGUGUCAGUGGCCUGGCUACCAGUAGUGCAGGCAGCACAGGGCGGGCAGCUCUUCGAUUAUAUCCAGUCAGUCUCCAGCUACUUGGCACCACCUGUAUCUGCAGUCUUUGUGCUUGCCCUCUUUGUGCCCCGUGUUAAUGAGAAGGGUGCCUUCUGGGGACUGAUUGGAGGCCUGCUGAUGGGCCUGGCACGCCUUAUUCCUGAGUUCUCCUUUGGGUCUGGCAGCUGUGUGAGACCCUCAGCAUGCCCAGCACUCAUUUGCCGGGUGCACUACCUGUACUUUGCCAUCAUGCUCUUCGUCUGCUCUGGCCUCCUCAUUCUCAUAGUCUCCCUGUGCACUGAGCCUAUUCCUCAAAAGCAUCUUCAUCGCCUGGUUUUCAGUCUCCGGCACAGCAAGGAGGAACGAGAGGACCUGGAUGCUGAUGAGCUAGAAGGUCCAACCUCUCCGCCUGUACAGAAUGGGUGUCCAGAGCAUGCAGUGGAGAUGGAGGGUAAGUCAUUGCCUAGGGAGGUGGCCUGGGAACUUGGGGGGCGAAUUUCCUUCAAACUAACCGUAGUACCUCAAUUUCUCUUAGAACCUCAGUCCGUGGCACCAGGUUUAUUCCGCCAGUGCCUGCUCUGGUUCUGUGGAAUGAGUAGGGGUCGUGCAGGUGGUCCUCCACCCCCUACCCAGGAGGAAGUGGCUGCAGCAGCCAGGCAGCUGGAGGAUAUCAGUGAGGACCCAAGUUGGGCUCGUGUAGUCAACCUCAAUGCCCUUCUUAUGAUGACUGUGGCCACAUUCUUCUGGGGUUUUUAUGCAUAACAUCAAAUGUGUUGGAUACCAUGAGCCAUAACUAGGGUAGGGCUCAUCCUCACAAUAACUGGGGAUGGAGAACCUAUAGUAGUUCCCAGGGAAGGGAGGAGAAGGGGCAAAAGUAGAAUGGGAAGGUCUUCGUUCUUCCUGCCUUAUCUCUGCCUGGGGUCCAGUCCAUCUGAUUGGCAGUCACUUCCUAUGAGGCCUUGGCCAACCUGCCAUAUCAAUUCACCUAAAGCAAAAAUAAAGUUGCCUUUCCUAUGUCC
Molecule: messenger RNA, 2377 nt
Organism: Ictidomys tridecemlineatus (thirteen-lined ground squirrel)
Lineage: Eukaryota; Metazoa; Chordata; Mammalia; Rodentia; Sciuridae
Source: RefSeq, a predicted model, not a curated record